Messenger RNA from Pocillopora damicornis (cauliflower coral), 956 nucleotides. Its product is annotated as 5'-deoxynucleotidase HDDC2. The record is from RefSeq and is a predicted model, not a curated record. Gene Ontology annotation, cellular component: cytoplasm. Lineage: Eukaryota; Metazoa; Cnidaria; Anthozoa; Scleractinia; Pocilloporidae. Gene Ontology annotation, molecular function: 5'-deoxynucleotidase activity.
CAUUCUCCUGUUUAUUUCUUGUUGCCAGAAAGGAACGCCUCGUUGAAAACAGUUUGAAAACCCGCGGAAUUUUGUGCUAAAUUUCAAGCAAGUGUAAGCUUAGAUUUUUUGAUAGACAUGGCAGAUAUUUUGAAAUUUAUGACUUUAGUGGGUAAACUUAAAACUACUAAACGUACUGGUUGGGUAUACCGCGGGGUGAAAUCACCAGAGAGCGUUUCAGAUCACAUGUACCGAAUGGCUGUGAUGAGUUUUCUCUUGAACAGUCGUGAAGAAGGUUCAAACAUCAAUCGAGAUCAUUGUAUUAAACUAGCGCUGGUUCAUGACAUGGCAGAGUGCAUCGUUGGCGAUAUUACACCAUUCGAUGGAGUGAGCAAGGAAGAGAAACACAAGCUUGAGAAGGAAACUAUGGAGCAUUUAUCGAGUUUGGUUGGGGAAGAAGCAGGGAAGGAAUUUCUGCUAUUAUGGAAGGAAUACGAAGCCCAGGAGACUGAGGAGGCCAGAUUUGUGAAAGAUUUGGAUCGAUUUGAGAUGAUUUUACAAGCUCAUGAGUAUGAAGAAAGCGAAGGGAAGACAGGAACUGGAUGGCUUCAAGAAUUCUUUGAUUGCACUAAAGAUAAAUUCCAGCAUGCCAUCGUGAAAGAGUGGGUGGAACAGCUUAAUCGAUUAAGGCACCAGCCAAAAGACUAAAAUAAAGUUAUCAUAUUCUUUAGGUAACAUAUCUUGUGAUAAUCUGGUAAUGUACAGGGUGGUAGUUAGGUUAUGGUUUAGGGUGUGAAUGAAAAGGCUGAGAAUGGUAUAGGGGAGGUGACUGACCCACAUAAGAGAUAGGUUUCGAUGUCAGAUCUUUUGAAAACAACACUUACAGUGUACCAUGAUGUUUGUGUUGGACAAGCCUUAACUAAAUUGUUCUGUGGCUAAUAAAGGCUGCAAGCCAAGCUUUUUUGGUUAUAAGUGAA